Molecule: messenger RNA, 5997 nt
Organism: Gallus gallus (chicken)
Lineage: Eukaryota; Metazoa; Chordata; Aves; Galliformes; Phasianidae
Gene: SEC14L5
Product: SEC14 like lipid binding 5
Exons: 17
Coding region: 210-2342 (710 amino acids)
Cellular component (GO): cytoplasm
Source: RefSeq, a predicted model, not a curated record
GGAGCCGGGUUGGGGCCGCCGCCGCCGCUGCUCGGCAUGGGGCCGGCCGGGCUCCGCCGUGGGCGCGGUGAGGACGCGCGGGGCCGAGGAGGGCGCCUCGGAGUUCUAGCUGAAGUCCCUCUUGCUUUGAGAAGCAGAAUGACUGCUCAGUCUUGAGGAGCGAGCACAGAAGGUCUGCCAGCGCGCCCUUCCCAAGGUGCGUGCUGAAGAUGGUGCAGAAAUACCAGUCCCCAGUUCGAGUCUACAAAUACCCUUUUGAGCUCGUCAUGGCAGCCUAUGAAAAGCGCUUUCCUACGUGUCCGGAGAUCCCAGUCUUCCUAGGAAGUGAAAUCCUGCAUGAAUCCAAAAGCGACGAUGGGGCUAUCCAUAUCAUUGAGCGGAGCUGCAAACUGAACGUGGACGCUCCUAGGCUGCUAAAGAAGAUUGCAGGGGUGGAGUACGUGUUCUUCAUACAGAAAAACACAGUGAACUGGAAGGAGCGAACUCUCCGCAUUGAAGCCCACAAUGAGACCUUUGCCAACCGUGUUGUCGUCCUCGAGACGUGCAGCUACUCAGUUCACCCUGAGAACGAGGAGUGGACGUGCUUUGAGCAGUCUGCAUCUCUGGACAUCAAGUCCUUUUUUGGCUUUGAAAGCACGGUGGAGAAAAUUGCCAUGAAACAGUACACGUCCAACAUCAAACGGGGCAAGGAAGUAAUUGAGCACUACCUGAAGGAGCUGAUCUCCCAAGGAAUCACGUUCAUCCCUCGUUGGACGCCUCCUGUGGCACACGGACAGAAGGCAGAGCAAGCCCCGGCCUCCAGCCAUGACACCAAUGAUGCUCCACUCGAGUCUGGGGCUCACGGAGCUACCAAAGAGCAAACAGGCAGCUCCUGCCCCCCAGCAGAACCCGUCAGCCCCGAUGCUGACAAAUUGGAUGCUGAUUACAUUGAGAGAUAUCUGGGCCAGCUGACUCCAAUGCAAGAGAGCUGCUUGAUCCGGCUUAGGCAGUGGCUUCAAGAAACUCACAAAGGCAAGAUCCCCAAAGAUGAACACAUCCUUCGAUUCCUGCGGGCUCGGGACUUCAACAUUGACAAGGCUCGGGAGAUGCUGUGCCAGUCACUGUCCUGGAGAAAGCAGUACCAGGUGGACUACAUCCUCCAGUCCUGGAGGCCCCCUGCCCUGCUGGAUGAGUACUACACCGGAGGGUGGCAUUAUCAAGACAGAGAUGGGCGACCACUCUACAUCCUUCGUCUCGGCCAGAUGGACACAAAAGGUUUGGUGAAAGCCCUGGGAGAAGAGUCACUGCUGCGACAUGUUCUGUCAAUUAAUGAAGAAGGACAAAAGAGAUGUGAGGAGAACACCAACCUCUUUGGGCGCCCCAUCACGUCCUGGACGUGUCUGGUGGACUUGGAAGGGCUGAAUAUGCGGCACCUCUGGCGGCCUGGAGUGAAGGCCCUGCUUCGGAUUAUUGAGGUUGUAGAGGACAACUACCCCGAAACUCUGGGCCGACUGCUGAUAGUGCGAGCACCCAGAGUUUUUCCCGUGCUGUGGACUCUGGUCAGUCCGUUUAUCAAUGAGAACACGAGGCAGAAGUUCCUUAUUUACAGUGGGAAUAACUACCAGGGUCCAGGAGGGCUGGUAGACUACGUAGACAAAGAGGUGAUCCCAGACUUCCUAGGAGGGGACUGCAUGUGUACUGUUCCAGAGGGUGGGCUCGUUCCCAAGUCGCUUUAUCAAACGGAUGAAGAGCCAGAGAAUGCAGAUCACAUCCGGCUGUGGACAGAAACUAUCUAUCAUUCUGCAAGCGUCCUCAGAGGAGCUCCACACGAGAUAGUUGUGGAGAUUUUGGAAGGGGAGUCUGUGAUCACCUGGGACUUCGACAUCCUGAAGGGAGAUGUGGUGUUCAGCCUCUUCCACUCCAAAAGGGCUCCGGAAACAGGUCAUAAAGAAGCCACGUUACCGAGUAGCUCAGCUGCUGGGGACAACGUGCAGCUGAUUGAUAAGACGUGGGUGCUUGGAGUGGAUUACAGCCGCAUGGAAUCUCCACUGGUCUGCCGGGAAGGAGAGAGCAUCCAGGGGUCCCACGUGACUCGCUGGCCUGGAUUCUACAUUCUCCAGUGGAAAAUGCACGGUCCCCUGCCCUGCUCUGGCUCCAGCCUCCCUCGGGUGGAUGAUGUUCUCGCCUCUCUGCAAGUUUCCAGUCACAAGUGCAAGCUCAUAUACUACUACGAGGUGCUUGCAUCCAAGGACUUCAGGGGAUCCAUGUCAAGCCUGGAAUCUUGCAACAGCGGAUUUUCCCAGCUGAGCGGAGUCACGACAUCUUCCAGCCAGUCCCAGAGCAGCUCCCAUCUGUCCAGAUAGCAGAGCUGAGGCUUCACCACAAAGAAACAUUGCUCAGGGCUUCCUGGCCGCCCCGGAGCUGCUCUGUGCACCAAACCAAAGAGCCUGCAGGGGCUGAGCCGUGGGGCAGGCGCUGUGCGACCACAGGCAGCAGCCACUGCACAGCGAGAGGCUUCUGUUCCCGGCAGGGGACUCAGCGCUGAAGCAGCAGGUGUAGUUUUCUAUCAGAUGCCUGCUCCUCGGUAGAAUAUUUCUCAAGUUGUGUUUUUGGAUGAAUGUCAGUUUGCAUGAAUUGGUGUAUCGCUCGACUCUCAAGGGCUCCUUCCAAUCAGUCCUUUUCCCUCGCGCAGUAGAGGAGACUGAUGUUGCCUUAUCUGAUUGGUCUGUAGGACUAGAUUAAUUCACCUGUAGCAAAAUUAAUCUCGUUUUCUGAGUGCCCAGGGUACCAAUUGCUCGUCAGAGGGUAAAGCGGGCAUUUCAGGUGCAGGGACUUGAAGCAAACUGUAAAUACUUUAAUACGGAUAGGGUAUUUUAGAGACGAGAUCCAGGUCAAACCUAAAACCUCUCCCUAUCUGACGGGAUGCUAUUAGGAAAUGUGUUGGAUUUUUUUUUUUUUAACCCACUGAGACACAAAAGUCAAAGCUGUUCUCUAGAAAGCAGGGGCAGAGACCCUGCCACCAUCAGCAGCAUCCCUCCUAAGGAUACCUUUCCUGUUUCCUCAGGUUUACAAGCAAUAAUAGGUGGAUGUGACCCAUCUCAGCAGGGUAGAUGGGAGCCGAAUCAAAUGAUCAAGGGCUAAGAAAAGCAAUAUUUUAUUUCCCGAAGGCACAAAAUGUUAUGGCAGUAUUAUAGAGGUCUUUAAAACAUGGACUGACUUGAAAACUGCAGAGAGGGGGACAGAGAACGGCAUGUAUGUACUUGAGCGCUUACUGAAACGUAUUUAUUCACAGAAUAGCUUCUUUUAAGUUCACUUUUAACUUAUUUAUAAUUUGAAAAAUGAGUAUUUAUUAAAUCUAAUUGCCUUUUUUUUUGGUGGGGGGGGGGGGGGGGAUGAACUUCGUUUUAGAAAGGAAUGAGUGAUGAUUGAAUGCUCAGAUGCAUCUCCUCCUGAUCCUCGUGGCUGCUGGACGCUCGCGGUGCAAAGGGUGUUAUGUUGGCUGUAUGUAUGCACUGCUUGCCUGCAAGGUUCAGACAGAGCCCAAAGCUGCUUGGGCUGUAGGGGAAUGCUUCCCAGGGCUAAGAAGUGCUGUGUGGAGGAGCUGUGAGGUGCUGCUGGGCUUGGGGCAGGGUUGAAGCAGCCUGUGGUGGUGUAUCUUCUUCCAGCACAGCAACUCAGGUAUCCAUGGCCACGUUUCUCUGUUCAGCCCAUCUUUCUUCCUCUCUCGCUGAGGUUUUUCAUAAGGUUGAAGAACAUUUGCAGGUGAGAAGGUGCACGUAGAGCAAUUCCUUCUAACCCUGCUUCUUUAACCGGUGGUUUUGAAGCACAACGACAAAAAGAGAGCCCCAGUAAUCGGAACAAAAGAAGGUGAUGUGCUCAUGUGAGCUGCGUGGAUCAGGUAACCCAGUUCUGCAGCUCCUGGGGCAGUUCCAAUGGCCGGGAGUUCCCCAGCUGCUCUGCACACUCCACCAUUUCUCCCACAUGAAUUCAACACCUGUGUCUGGGAUUUCAGCACGACUGCAGUCUGACACGGAGGGCACAGCACUGCCUUUGCUCUGGAGGAUGAGGAGUCCUGGAAUUCAAAGUGCACGCGUGCAUCCUGAACGUGAAACCCUGCCAUUAGUUCAGGUGCUGGAAACACAAAUUCAAACUGAUUCCUAAAGCACGGUGAGCAAACCCAGCCCUUCCCUCUCUGUGCUGUUUUGGGAUCUCAGCUUUUUAUGGCAGGUUGGUCCCAUCCCAUAGCAGUAACAUCCCUGUUUUCUGGAUUUCCAUCCGCUUGCUCUGGUUGAGAAUCUUCUCCAUUACGCUGGGUCCAUUUAACUUUAAAAUGGGGCACGCGCUGUUCUCCUCCCACCUGUAAAAGCUUUGGGUGCUUGGCUCUUGCCAGGGGAGGUCCCUGAUGAGCUGGGCAGAGGUGGAGGGCUACUCCUGCAUUGCUCUCUCCUGAACCGAGACCUCAGCUCAGUUGAGAUUGAGUUCUGGAUUCUCUUCCCGGUGGCUCCUUGCAGGUCCUACAAGCCAGGACCUGGGAAGGGAGCUGGUGAUGCAGCAGGGCUUGGGCUGCGUUCAGGCAGCCAGAUGGGUGUUUAAUUAACUCCUCUGUUAAUGAGGGCUUUCCCCUGUUUCAGAUAUCCCACGUGCAAAACGUAAUGCCUACCUCAAAGAGCUGUUGCCACGAUUAAUGUGUUUGAAGGGAAAUGGUACCGUGGGUGAUUUGGCACACAGCACUGUGCUGCUGUUUACAACUGUGGCCAUAAGUGCAACCUUUGUCCUUAGCAAGCCCUGCAGGUCCACCUCGUCCUGCUGCUCCCUGCUUCUGCCUCGGUGGGGCUGAGCAUGGACACAGUGCACUGCAGAGGGCUCCCACUGAGGGUGGGUGUCACAUCAGACAGAGCAGCAAUGCUGAGCCACCCGGCUGAAAUGUUUUUGGUUAGAAAAGGGCUUUUUUUUUUUUUUUAAUGGCUGUAGACAGAAUAGAUUGGCCUUAUGAAAGGUCUGAGGGAGACUCUAGCCCAGGGAGAUGCAGAAGCAGCACUCUGGGCUUGGUACCACUUCCCACAUGCCAAGAGUGAAGCUGAAUGCUGGCACACAGUGCACUCUUGGGCACUCAGUGCAGGUCCAUGUUGUUCCUGGGCUCCAUGCAUCCUUCUGUUGGGGAUGGGAGGGAAUAACAACCCUGGUUGCCCCAUCAGUACAUGAGGCCAUAGAUGUUUGCUGCAGAGUUGCAGACACAGCCUCGUUCACUUCACUGUAAGGCUGGCCAGUUUGUUUGGAUCCAAGUAAUCAGGGGUGCGGGGCAGGGGGUGAAACACCACAGCUUUUAAUAUGAAUUUACAACCCCUGAUUUAACUAAAUAGCUGAAAUGCUGUUGAGUUUUCCAUUCCUUGGUCAGCUCUUUGUUAUACCAGCUCUGGGCAGCAGUGCCAGUGCUUCUUUAUUACCUGAAGCGCUCCCACUGGGAGCCAAAUCAAGCAAGAAGCUGAGCUGUUUGAUCCUAAGCCUAACUCUGACUUGUGUCUGCCAGGUUCCUGCAUGCUACUGGCUUGAACAUUUUCUAGCUUGUUUGUAAUGGUGACCCUUAUGCGUAAUUACUUCUCUUCUGGAAGGCUAAAUUGGUAUUGUGUGACACGUGUUGGCUUUUAAUGACAUCAACAUCCACUUCCAAGCUAUCGGCUACGUAUCCAAGCUACAUAUAGAUUCAACAGGCAUUAUUAUUAUUAUUAUUUCUAGGAAGUAGUGUUACUUUCUGUCCCUCGCAGCUGUCUGGUUUUAUAUAUCGGGGUCCUGAUUUCUCUCAGCCAAAAAAGAAGGGGGGGAGAUAAGAGAACCACGGAGCUAUUCUUGAAGAGCACCCCCAGCAAAAGGCCAGGUGCUCCACACCAUGUUACUUGACAACAAAUCUGAUGCUAAAAACGUUCUUAGUUACAGUAUUUGUAAAAACUAAAGGAAUAAGACAGUCUUUGUAAAAGCUGUACAUUUCUGUAUGUUGGGAAUAAAAAAGGAAACCUCUCUGAA